Molecule: messenger RNA, 1667 nt
Organism: Euleptes europaea (tarantolino)
Lineage: Eukaryota; Metazoa; Chordata; Lepidosauria; Squamata; Sphaerodactylidae
Exons: 6
Coding region: 13-1587 (524 amino acids)
Biological process (GO): antigen processing and presentation of peptide antigen via MHC class II; protein polyubiquitination; immune response
Cellular component (GO): early endosome membrane; cytoplasm; late endosome membrane
Molecular function (GO): MHC protein binding; ubiquitin protein ligase activity; zinc ion binding
Source: RefSeq, a predicted model, not a curated record
UUGGGACAUUCUAUGAAUCAGUCAAGUAACAUCUCAAAGACUGGCGGUCCUACCUCUGUUUCUGCUCCUCAGAGCUUCCCUCGAGCAUCUACUACACCAUCCAGUCGGGACAUCUGUAGUUCCAGUGCAGUGUGUUCUGAAUGUUGUCAUCACAGUCCAGUGCAAUCUGCUGUUGUCUUGAAAAAUCCUGUCUGUCAGAAUUCUCUGUCCCAAGGGACUACUGUGACAGUAAUCUGUCAGGAAACGGUGCAGGCUUCCAAGAGGAAUCUUCAUGGCCAGGAAUGUGUCCUUGCUCCCAAGUCUAAGAAUGGAAAAACCACCCAAUCUCUGAAAUUCUCCAAGUCCCUCAAUGACAUGGACCGGAAUGCUCAGAGUACAGUCAAAAGCUUUAGCUACAUGGAUCGAACAUGUUCAGAAGACAAAUUGACACCAAACCGGGAGCCGUGUUUAAAGUUUACCAAAUGCUAUCCCGCGGAGAAGAAAUCACUUAACCUCAGACCCUUCUCUUUGAGUAAUUCCAAGCCCUCUUAUUUCCGGUCGCUCACCACCCUGUACUUGAGCCCCUCUGGGGCUAGCGAUACGCAGAGCGCAAUAAACAUCCCUCUUCUGGAGGACAAGUGUGACCAUGAAAUGUUCCGGAGUGUGAAGCUGCUGCGCUACCUUUUCUCCUUCUCUCGUAGCUCCAGCGCAAGCGGUCAUGAACUGGAGAACUACUCCGGCCGCCUCCAGUCAGAGAAGUCCUCCAGUGUGGUGGUCGAGAGCACCGGUUUCUGUUCAGAUGACAUGGGAGACGAUGAUGUCUUUGAGGACGGUGCCUCUGGGAGGCUGGACGCUUGCGAGCUGCGGGCACCACUUUGCUCGGUUGAGAAGGAUAGUGACCUAGACUGCCCUUCCCCGUUGUCAGAGAAAUGUCCCCCUCUCUCCCCUGUGUCCGUAUCCGGGGAUGCCUGCAGGAUAUGCCAUUGUGAGGGAGACGAGGAGAGCCCUCUGAUCACUCCAUGCCGCUGCACGGGGAGCCUCCACUUUGUCCAUCAGUCGUGUCUGCAGCAGUGGAUCAAGAGCUCGGACACCCGGUGCUGCGAACUCUGCAAAUACGAAUUCAUCAUGGAAACCAAAGUGAAACCGUUACGGAAAUGGGAGAAGCUGCAGAUGACAACCAGUGAGCGGAGGAAGAUCAUGUGCUCUGUAACGUUCCACAUAAUUGCUAUCACGUGUGUGGUGUGGUCACUCUAUGUCCUUAUAGACAGGACUGCUGAAGAGAUUAAGCAAGGGCAGUCUACUGGGAUUCUUGAGUGGCCAUUUUGGACUAAAUUGGUAGUGGUGGCUAUUGGUUUCACUGGAGGACUUUUGUUCAUGUACAUUCAGUGCAAAGUCUAUGUACAGCUGUGGAAAAGACUUAAGGCUUAUAACCGUGUAAUAUAUGUACAGAACUGUCCAGAAACGAACAAAAAGAGCACAUUUGAAAAAUCUGGAGCAACCGAGCCAAACACUGAAAACAAAGAUGUGCUCGGGAGUCUCCAUGCAGAGACAAAUGGUUCGCGUUAUACAGAAUGUGAAGACUAUAGAACAGAUAUUUUCCAUGUCUGAUGGUUACACUUGGAAGACCUGGGCAAGCAUCGUCUACUCUGCUCAGCUAUUCAAAAUCAGCUAAGGUCUAGCAGGUGAAC